This is a messenger RNA of Ochotona curzoniae (black-lipped pika), 526 nucleotides long. Its product is annotated as cytochrome c-like. The transcript has a single exon. NCBI's taxonomy places the organism in Eukaryota, Metazoa, Chordata, Mammalia, Lagomorpha, Ochotonidae. Gene Ontology annotation, biological process: mitochondrial electron transport, ubiquinol to cytochrome c; mitochondrial electron transport, cytochrome c to oxygen. Gene Ontology annotation, molecular function: heme binding; electron transfer activity. The record is from RefSeq and is a predicted model, not a curated record. The coding region runs from base 59 to 388 and encodes 109 amino acids. Gene Ontology annotation, cellular component: mitochondrial intermembrane space.
UCCAGCUUCUCAGGGCCUACCUUUAGGCCGCAGAGGGCAACCAGCGCAAACUUCAACAAUGGGUGAUGUUGAGAAAGACAAGAAGAUUUUUGUUCAGAAGUGUGCCCAGUGUCACACCGUGGAAAGAGGAGGCAAGCACAAGACCGGACCCAAUCUCCACAGUCUAUUUGGGAGGAAGACCGGGCAAGCCGCCAGCUUCUCCUACACAGAUGCCAACAAGAACAAAGGCAUCACCUGGGGGAGGACAUCACCUGGCAUCACCUGGAUGGAGUACCUGGAGAAUCCCAACAAGUACAUCCUGGGCACCAAGAUGAUCUUCGCCGGCAUUAAGAAGAAGGAUGAGAGGGCAGACCUGAUAGCUUAUCUCAAAAAAGCCACUAAUGAGUAGUGCUUGGCCACUGCCUUACUUAUUACAAAACAGAAAUGUCUCAUGACUUUUUUAUUGUCCACCAUAAUUUAAUUCUCCUAUACCAGAAUUCAGAUCAUGAACAGCUGACAGAAUAGUUUUGUAUGGCAGUCCUGAUUU